This is a messenger RNA of Dovyalis caffra, 1326 nucleotides long. NCBI's taxonomy places the organism in Eukaryota, Viridiplantae, Streptophyta, Magnoliopsida, Malpighiales, Salicaceae. The record is from the annotation of a GenBank genome assembly.
AUGAAGAACCUGGGAUUUGUUUUUUCUCCAAAAUGUACUACAACUAUACAUGUGCUUCUAUGUGCAUGUUUUGUAUGCGUACAGGGAUUUGACUCUUUCCUACAGCUCCCACAAUCCGGGUCAGCAAGAAUCCGUCGCAGUUCCAAAAGGGUCCUUUUUGUUGGUGAUUUUGGUGCUAAAGGAGAUGGUCUUAGUAAUGAUACUCAGGCUUUCAAAGAAGCUUGGGAGAGGGCUUGUUCUUUCCAGGUUCGAACUAGGAUUGUAAUUCCGGCUGGAUACAAUUUUCUGGUCCAUCCGGUUGAUUUUGGAGGGCCUUGUAAAUCAAAGGUCACUCUUGAUAUCUCUGGUACUAUUGUUGCUCCUGAAGACCCUGCUGCUUGGAAAGGUUUAAAUCAUCGUAAGUGGGUCUAUUUCCAUGGGGUAAAGCACCUUACACUAGAAGGGGGAGGAACUGUCAAUGGUAUGGGAUGGUUAUGGUGGGCUCAGUCUUGCAAGAUCAACAAAACCAACCCAUGCCGAAAUGCUCCAACGGCCAUUACUUUCCACAAGUGCAAGGAUUUGAAAGUCAAGAAUCUUAGGGUGGUCUAUGGCCAAAAGAUGCACAUAGCAUUCACUAAUUGUCUCAGGGUUAUGGCUUUCCAUCUUAUAGUGACAUCACCUGCUAUUAGCCCCAACACUGAUGGAAUCCACAUCAGUGCAUCCCGUGGAGUAGAGAUCAAGGAUAGUGUUGUUAGAACAGGAGACGACUGCAUCUCUAUAGUGAGCAACUCUUCACGGAUCAAAAUCAGAAACAUUGUCUGUGGGCCAGGCCAUGGUAUAAGCAUUGGGAGCUUGGGGAAAUUGAACUCGUCAUCCUCAGUGCGGGAUGUAAUGGUUGAUGGAGCUUUCCUGUCUAACACUGAUAAUGGGGUGCGGAUAAAAACAUGGCAGGGAGGUAGUGGUAAUGCCACAAAUAUUACAUUCCAGAACGUAUUGAUGGAAAAUGUAUCAAAUCCAAUUAUAAUAAAUCAAUAUUAUUGCGAUGCUCAGGUGCCAUGUGCAAAUCAGACUUCAGCUGUUAGAGUGGAGAAUAUAUCCUUUAAGCGUAUCAAAGGAACUUCAGCAACUGAGGAAGCUAUAAAAUUUGUUUGCAGUAAUGAGUUACCCUGUAAAGGACUAUACUUAGAAGAUGUUCAGCUUCUGUCACACACGGGAGGGACGACAAGGUCUUUUUGCUGGCAAGCUUAUGGUUCAAGUCGGGGUCUAGUGCACCCUUCUCCUUGCUUCUCGCGUAGCGAAAGCUUCAUCAAGGAGAGAGUCCCAUCUCACUUCCUUCAGUCUUUUUGA